Molecule: messenger RNA, 1586 nt
Organism: Cuscuta campestris
Lineage: Eukaryota; Viridiplantae; Streptophyta; Magnoliopsida; Solanales; Convolvulaceae
Source: the annotation of a GenBank genome assembly
GUCUAUAUAAAUUAGGGAGGGGUACUAUUUUUUUUUCUCCCGCCAUAUGAGCCCUUCCCCCAAAAUGGCACGGCACGUAACCUCUCAUCUCAUCUUCGCGACGAAAAAAAAUAAUUCACCCAAAAUCAAAUCCUCCCUCUCUAUGCCCUGUUUCCGUUUCUCCUUCUCCUCCUUCUCGAUGAAUUCUGUAGAUGGAGGUGGAGGAGGAGGGGCCGGGCAUGAAGAGCCAACUUCUCUGAAUUAUUUUGACAUACGAUUCGAAUUCCGAGAGACAAUCAAUCUUCCGGAAUGGGGAAUUGCUUCAGAAGGCCUCAGCGUAUUUGCGAAACCCCAAAAGUUGGAAGCUUUUGGAUUCCUGCCUCUGCCUCAACAACCACUGGCACUACAUCUACUGAAAACAGAGAUCAUGAGAGUCACCCUUUGCCAGUUCCAACUGGCUCCGAGAAGUCAUCGUCAUUGCAUAGCAGAGGGGGGAGUCUUCCAACUCCAAAAUCUGAACUUGAAAUAUUAUCAUCGCCAGACCUUAAGUCAUUUCUGUUUAGUGUUCUUGAGGAGGCCACGGGAAACUUCUGUAACCUUCUUGGUGAAGGAGGCUUUGGCUGUGUUUACAAGGGAUGGUUAGAUAGGGAUGCCUUAAUUGCUUCAAAAUCUGGAUCAGGAAGGGCAGUUGCUGUUAAGAGACUAAAGCCUCAAGGUGUUCAAGGCCAUAAGGAGUGGUUGUCAGAAGUGAAAUUCCUGGGACAGCUUCAUCACCCACAUUUGGUCAAACUUAUUGGCUUCUGCUUGGAAGGCGAUCAUCGGUUAUUAGUGUAUGAAUUCAUGCCCAGAGGGAGCUUAGAAAGCCAUCUAUUCAGAAGGAAGACAACAUCACCUCUUUCAUGGGAGAAAAGGAUGAAGGCGGCUGUAGGGGCUGCUCGGGGACUCUCAUUUUUACACAACUGUGGUCCUCAAGUUAUAUACCGUGAUUUUAAAGCUUCAAAUAUCCUCUUAGAUUCGGAAUUUAAUGCAAAGCUUUCAGACUUUGGUUUAGCCAAGCUUGGUCCAACCGGUGAUCAUUCCCAUGUAUCCACUCAGGUUAUGGGGACACAAGGGUAUACUUGCCCUGAAUACAUGAGUACAGGUAGGCUGUCAGCAAGAUGUGACGUGUACAGCUUCGGGGUGGUAUUGCUUGAGCUUCUAACAGGACGAAGGGUGAUGGACAGAUCAUUGGGCCAAGGCCACAGUCUGAUCGAAUGGGUAAGGCCAUACCUGCACGAGAAACGGGCAGUGUCAAGAAUCAUGGACAGCCGGUUAGAGGGGCAGUACCCUCGGAACGCAGCCUAUUUUGCAGCCAACCUUGCAUUCCAAUGCACCCGUCCUGAGACCAAAAGGCGCCCGGACAUGGCCUACGUCUUGGAUAUCUUGGAACAGCUCCAAUUGCCAAAGUCUUACGGUAGGAACAAGCACCGUUCGUCAUUGUCAUCCUCAUCCUCAUCCUCAUGGGAUUCUCAGCUAAAUAGUAAAAGUAAGUCUCCCAAGCCUGGCCAUGUAAUGCAGCAGCCUUGAAAGGUUUCAGAUAAGUGCAGAAAUAAAGCAUUUUGCUUAUU